GAUACAAUGGACAGAAAAAGGAAAGGAGAAGAUAAACUUCAUCUACUGAAAAAGAUUCGACGGUUGGAAAAGAAAAUAAUCAGUUUACCGGAAUCCGAUGACGAAGCUAAGGAGAUUGAAGAAGGUGAAAUUGAAAGUGAGAAGGAGAAUGAUCAUCCAAACUCUGAAUUCCUUGAUGAUUUUAUCCUUGAGGAGGAUAACAACAAAGAGGAAGAACUAGAGGAUGAAGUACUAAAUAUAUUAGGAGUGGCUCCUGCUCCAGCCCCUAAGAAAGAACUAUUGCACAAACAAAUUGCUGGGAGAUGGUGCGAGAUCCUGGAGAAAGGACUGAAAAAGGAUGAAAAAGAAACAAUUACAAAAGACAAUCCAGCCUUCCAGAAUGUGCCCAAGAUGUGUGCUCCAAAACUUAACAAAGAAGUUGCCGCUGCUCUGAAUGACAUGGCUAAGAAAAGGGAUCAAGUUAUUGAAACCCGACAGAAACAAAUGUCUACAGCCUUGGCUUGUGUAGGCCAAGCUCUACAGAUGUGUAUUGGAGAUCAUCAACAACAAAAACUGUCAAUUAUAAAGAAGCUGAAUGAAGCGGGAAGGCUGCUAAGUGACUCCAUAUUUCUAGAAACAAAAGGACGUAGAAACUUGGUACUCUCAACAAUAAAUAAAGAUCUAAAGGACUCAUUAUUGGAAACUGAGAGUGGAGAUUACUUGUUUGGUGACAAUCUGAUUGAGAAGAUAAAAACUGCUAAGGCAGUCCAAAAAUCAGGAAAGGAGUUAAAAGUAAUAGUGAAUGACAAAAAGAAAACCUUUGUAAGGCGACCUGAAACCAGCGCAAAGAACGACAACAACCGAGCUUUAAACUGGCGGGGCCCUCCUCGGAUGGGAUCACAGAGGUUCCAGAGGUCAGGCGGGCCGACAUACAAUCGCCAACAACAAGCCAGCAAGAAGAACGAGGACAAGACAUUGCCGAGACGAGGGAAGAAAUAAAUGCUAAGGUAGGCAGAAUUAGGUUUUUUCUCAAUAAUUGGAAACAAAUCACUAGUGACCCUGUAAUAUUAGAUUGGGUUCAGGGAUAUAAAAUCCCUUUCAAGGAGUUACCUCACCAGGGGUCUAUACCCCUAAACAACAAUUUACCGUUGGCAGACCAACGGCAAAUUAGAUCAGAAAUCAAAUUGUUACUCAGUAUGAAUGCUAUUGAAAUAUGUAUGCCUACAAAUGAUCAGUUCUGCUCUCCAAUCUUUGUCAUUAAGAAACCAAACGGUACCUAUCGCUUUAUUUUAAAUUUGAAAAAACUUAACACUUUUGUAAAUACUGAACAUUUUAAAUUAGAGGA
Messenger RNA from Ostrinia nubilalis (European corn borer), 1324 nucleotides. RefSeq lists its product as uncharacterized. The transcript has 2 exons. The record is from RefSeq and is a predicted model, not a curated record. The coding region runs from base 7 to 978 and encodes 323 amino acids. Lineage: Eukaryota; Metazoa; Arthropoda; Insecta; Lepidoptera; Crambidae.